UCUCUUUUUAAAAAGACUUCAGUGUGUCUGGGCAGGUCUCCUGGGUCCCAGACUUAACUGCGUUCGGUCCGUGCGGUCCACCCCCCCCUCCCCACCCCCCGCCCAAGGUCGCCCCUCCGCCCUCGCCCCUGGCCCGGGAGGGUGGGAAGCUUUGUCCCACUCCCUGCCCAUCCGCGUCUCGGCAGCCGUAGCCGCACCUGCCUCGAUUAUGAAUGGGGUCAACGACCCACCUCUUUUUAUAAAAGAUAUUAAGCCCGGACUGAAAAACUUAAAUGUCGUCUUUAUUGUCCUGGAGAUAGGACGCGUGACCAAAACCAAAGACGGCCAUGAAGUGCGAUCAUGCAAAGUAGCAGAUAAAACGGGCAGCAUCACUAUUUCCGUGUGGGAUGAAAUCGGAGGUCUUAUACAGCCAGGGGAUAUUAUUCGUUUGACCCGAGGAUAUGCAUCCAUGUGGAAAGGAUGUCUGACACUUUAUACUGGAAGGGGCGGUGAACUUCAAAAAAUUGGAGAAUUUUGUAUGGUUUAUUCAGAAGUGCCAAAUUUCAGUGAACCUAACCUAGACUUUCGAGGACAACAGAGCAAAGGGGCACCCAGUGAGCAGAAGAAUAAUUCCAUGAAUAGUAAUAUGGUUACAGGUACAUUUGGACCAGUUGGAAAUGGGGUUUCCACUGGCCCAGAAUCAAGGGGAUGCCAAUUUUCAUAUGCUGGUAGAAGCAAUGGCCGGGGACCUAUAAAUCCACAGCUACCAGGAACAGCUAGUAAUCAAACAGUUAUGACCACAAUAAGUAAUGGCAGGGACCCUCGGAGAGCCUUUAAAAGAUGACCUAUGCCAAAUACUCACACGUAGUUGUGAAACUACGUGUCCUUACUUGAACACUUAUUGCACUUUUAUUUAUUGUUAACUGUGAAGACUGUCCAUUGCUGGUUUUCUUUUAUGUUUUGGUUUGUUAACAUGAGUGGUUUGUUUUUAUAGAAAAACUGUAAAGCUGCUUGUCUCCUAUUGAAGAAUGGGAGCACUCGGAAAAAGUAGGGGCAUUUAUUUUUAGAACAAAAAGAUCCUCAGAUAUCCUUUAACAAGUACUGCACCCUUUUCAUGGGUCAGUUACUCAAGAGCAUUAUGGCCUCUAUGAGUCUAUGUUCUGUGUCCUUUUUUGUAAUACUUAAAAUAAGGCUUAGUGGGAGAUGAUCUUUGUCUUACAUUCAAAUAUUGCAAGCUAAAGCAAUAACCACACACACACACACACACAAAAGCAAAAAACCCCUUUACCAGGAAAACAAAAGCUCUGUCAUUAUGAACAGUUUUGAAUGUAACUCUAAUACUGAUUGUCUUUUCAUUGACUACCAUUGAGACUUAUCACAUUGAGCCAUCUAAAUUGUUUUAUUACCAAAAAUGUCCUUUAUCAGAAUUCUGAAACACAUUGUGAUCUGUGUGGUAAAAAGUAAUUUUUAGGUAAAAAUCUGUUUAUUUUAGGGCUGUAUUCUUAGUAUUUGUCAAUUCUGUGUAUUUCAUUGGAGGAAAUUUAAAACUGAGGCCUUAAAAAUUUUUUGGAACUACCAUGUCAAAUAGGGAACUACAGUGUCUUUGAAAACAUUGAUCUAAUUAUUUUUUUAAAUUAUGGUAAAAUUAUAGUGAAGGUGAUUCAAAUUGAAUUUAUGUAGCGACAUUGCACUCUUAAGUUAUAGGGUCUUAGGUACUUAGAGAUACUCAGCCUUGAGUGAAACUCUUAGGUACGUAAUUUAUUUGAGGUGUGUGUGUGUUUAUCAAAUUUUCUGAACACAGUUCACAUAGCCUUAACAACAAAAGUUAAAAAUGACUCUCAAAGAAGCAAAUGCAGCUUUAUUCAGAAAUGCGAAGUUAGUACUGAUGUAUGUAUAAAAGAGGUCCCCAGUUUCACUCAUUACUGUAGGGGGUGGAUGACUACUCUUUCUUUUUUUUUGUUAAAAAUUCAGCUCUUUAAUAUUCUCUCAAAUAAAACUUGCAUUAAUGUUAACAGA
Molecule: messenger RNA, 1995 nt
Organism: Sorex fumeus (smoky shrew)
Lineage: Eukaryota; Metazoa; Chordata; Mammalia; Eulipotyphla; Soricidae
Gene: NABP1
Product: nucleic acid binding protein 1
Exons: 6
Coding region: 209-823 (204 amino acids)
Biological process (GO): double-strand break repair via homologous recombination; mitotic cell cycle checkpoint signaling; response to ionizing radiation
Cellular component (GO): SOSS complex
Molecular function (GO): DNA binding
Source: RefSeq, a predicted model, not a curated record